GCAGCUUGGACACAGGAGGGCAGCACAGCGUCGUUUUGUUGGUGUCACAUCGACGAAGAAGAAGCGCUUCUGGUUAGUUCCGCGGCCAACAUGAACGCACCACCGGCCUUCGAGUCAUUCCUUCUGUUUGAAGGAGAGAAGAAAAUUCGUAUUCAGAAGGACACAAAGGUGCCCAACUCGUGUCUCUUCACCCUCAACAAAGAAGACCAUACGCUGGGAAACAUAAUUCGAGCUCAGCUGCUGAAAGAUCCACAGGUCCUGUUCGCUGGUUAUAAGGUUCCUCAUCCACUGGAACACAAGAUCGUCAUCAGAGUGCAGACCACACCAGACUACAGCCCCCAGGAAGCGUUCACGAACGCCAUCACAGAUCUGAUCAGUGAGCUUUCUCUUCUGGAGGAACGGUUCAGAGUCGCCAUCAAGGAGAAGCAGGAAGGACUGGAGUGACCCCUCACCGCCAUGAUAUAUUUUGCUUGUAAAUAAAGUUGUGGUUUUCUCUGUUGA
Molecule: messenger RNA, 501 nt
Organism: Synchiropus splendidus (mandarinfish)
Lineage: Eukaryota; Metazoa; Chordata; Actinopteri; Syngnathiformes; Callionymidae
Gene: polr2j
Product: RNA polymerase II subunit J
Exons: 3
Coding region: 91-444 (117 amino acids)
Biological process (GO): transcription by RNA polymerase II
Cellular component (GO): RNA polymerase II, core complex
Molecular function (GO): DNA binding; protein dimerization activity
Source: RefSeq, a predicted model, not a curated record